UUUACAGUGAGGAUACAUGACCUUAAAGGGUAUUGAGACCUUGUUUACCAGUCACAAGUGUUGUCAUGAGACCCAUAACUAUGUUGUCUGUACAAGUAACACGUUACAGCCUUUUUCCUCCAAUGACAGCAAACUUGUAAAUGUUCAAUCAUUGCAUGGUCACUCUGAUGCUAUUCAGGUAUCUCACACACAGUGGUGUGUCGUCAGUGAGAUGAAUUCUUUUACAUAUGGAGGACUGACCUGUCCUGCUAAACACUCGUUUUGUUUAGAAGCAACUGAGGACUUCUCAAUGGGCCAGAUUAACAUCCUUGGAAGGAUGCCACUGGAUGCAGAAAUUUCCCCAUGGUGGGAUGACACCUUCUGUGAACAAGGAACACAGGCCCUAGUUGACACGAUGGACUUGGUGCAAAGAAUCAUCACACAGACUGAAUAUCAUCUCUCACAAGCACAGGUAGAGACGAACCUGGCUCAAAAGACUGCAAACAUCCUGUCCAGCUCUUCUACCCGUUCAGCCCUGAGUGUCUACACGUGGUGGGACUGGAUACUUUGGGGAUGUGCCGUCGGCAGUGCCCUCAUCUUCACUUUUACACGGUUUCAAUGCUGUUAUUUCAGAUAUCUCAUCAGAGCUCUAAAGACAUCAACCAACAUGGCUAUGGUCCUUAGCCCAUUACAGGUACCAACACUACAGAAAGUCUGACAGAAAGCAUCCAGCCAAAGUCAAACAGUUGUGUCCCCGCAGGAAACUCUGAAUAGCCCACGGGGCCAAAGGGAGAUUUAACUGUAAGGUUACUGAUGCCAUUUUGACUGGAUCAGAUAAAAGAUCACAGCAAGGAACUUUUUUAUGAGAACCAACACCUAGAUCCUGUCUCGCAAGUCUAAAGCAACGCACCCAACUGAGAGGGACAGACAAAUGGCCCACACCAUAUGCAUAAUCAUUUCACUCCUUUUGCCCACUCUCUCCUAACAGGAAACACUGAAACUACCUUUCUUAUUAACAAUGCAGUAAAGCAUGUGUCAUGUUUUACAAAAGGUCUGGUAAAAGGGGUCUCAUUCUCUUAAUGGGGAAGUCGUGGCCUAAUGGUUAGAGAGUCGGUUGUGAAUCGAAAGGUUGUGAGUU
Molecule: messenger RNA, 1117 nt
Organism: Carassius auratus (goldfish)
Lineage: Eukaryota; Metazoa; Chordata; Actinopteri; Cypriniformes; Cyprinidae
Exons: 1
Coding region: 17-697 (226 amino acids)
Source: RefSeq, a predicted model, not a curated record